This is a messenger RNA of Capsicum annuum, 1278 nucleotides long. Its product is annotated as receptor protein kinase TMK1-like. The record is from RefSeq and is a predicted model, not a curated record. Gene Ontology annotation, biological process: protein phosphorylation; mannose metabolic process. Bases 449 to 1123 code for a protein of 224 amino acids. Gene Ontology annotation, molecular function: alpha-mannosidase activity; protein kinase activity. The transcript is spliced from 5 exons. NCBI's taxonomy places the organism in Eukaryota, Viridiplantae, Streptophyta, Magnoliopsida, Solanales, Solanaceae.
UUCAAUGCCAAACUGCCAAUCUUGUUUCUAGACUCUCUCCAAGGAGUUUCAUGCACUUAACUUUUUGUUGUUUCCCUGGCAGGCCAAUAUUACUUGCACAAAUCAUAUAAUAUGGACCAUGGGAACCGACUUCAAGUACCAAUAUUCUCAUACAUGGUUUCGGAAUAUAGACAAGCUCAUUCACUACGUAAACCAAGAUGGUCGUGCCAAUGCUUUAUAUUCGAGCCCUUCAAUUUAUACUGAUGCAAGAUAUGCUAUGGAUAAGUCAUGGCCCCUCAAGACGGAUGACUAUUUCCCGCGAGUGUCCUUUUAUACAAGUAUUUUAUCAUCAUUUUAAUUUCAGUAUUUAGAGCUUGAUGCAUAUUUUUGUAUCAGGUAUGCAGACCGUAUUAAUGCUUAUUGGACUGGAUUCUUUACAAGUAGGCCUGCUCUCAAACUCUAUGUUAGAAUGAUGAGUGGCUAUUAUUUGGCAGCAAGGCAAUUAGAAUUUUUUAAAGGAAGAAGUGAAACAGGAGGACCAACAACCGAAGUGUUGGCUGAUGCGCUUGCCAUUUCUCAACAUAAUGAUGCUGUCAGUGGCACUUCAAAGCAAUAUGUUGCUAAUGAUUAUGCCAAACCACUGUUCAUAGGUUACAAACAGGCUGAUGAUAUAGUGUCAAGUUCACUCACUUGUAUGGUGGAACCAGUUUCAGCAUCUGGAUGCAAGCUAGCUAAAACUUUUAUGUAUCUAGCACUAGAAUAUGCCGUUACUGGUAAAAUCACCAUAAAAGCUGAUGUCUUUAGUUUCGGUGUGGUCCUAAUGGAGUUGUUAAGUGGAUGGAUGGCACUUGAUGAGGACAAGCCAAAUGAGAGCCAAUACUUAGUUGCAUGGAACAUCAAAUCCUUUAAAGAGAAACGUAUUGCAACAAUUGAUCCAGCUCUGGAUGUGAAACAGGAGAGUACAUUAGAUAGCAUCUACACUGUUGCGAAACUUAUUGGUCACUGCACAACAAGAGAGCCUGGCCAACGGCCCGAUAUGUCCCAUGUUGUGAACAUGUUUGCGACGACGAGUGUGGUAUUGAUUACAGUUUUCCACUCAACCAAAUGGUCAAAGGCUGGCAAGAAUCGAAAGGAAAAGACUUGAGUUGCGUCGACCUUAAAGAAUCUAAAGGCAGUAUCCAUUCAAGGCCUACUGGAUUUGCCGAGUCCUUCACAUCAGUUGAUUGUAUAUAAAACAAGGUUCUGCACUUUGUGUAGUUGAUCUGAUUAUCCUAUUCAAUAAAUGUGGAUAGCAUUUUU